This is a messenger RNA of Westerdykella ornata, 3570 nucleotides long. Its product is annotated as elongation factor 2. Gene Ontology annotation, cellular component: ribonucleoprotein complex; cytosol. The transcript has 4 exons. Gene Ontology annotation, molecular function: GTP binding; GTPase activity; ribosome binding. Gene Ontology annotation, biological process: cytosolic ribosome assembly. NCBI's taxonomy places the organism in Eukaryota, Fungi, Ascomycota, Dothideomycetes, Pleosporales, Sporormiaceae. The coding region runs from base 97 to 3378 and encodes 1093 amino acids. The record is from RefSeq and is a predicted model, not a curated record.
AUCACUUCCAACAGAAGCGCCCAACUUUCUGGACGCUUCCCAGCCAACGGUUGCACCCUUUCUCUGCCACUUCUGCUGCACUCCCACUCGCCUACCAUGCCCGUCGUUCCUCCCGAGAAGCUCGUUUCGCUCCAGCGCGCGGCUGAGAGCAUUCGAAACAUAUGUAUCCUAGCCCAUGUCGACCAUGGGAAAACCUCUCUCACCGAUGCCCUUAUUGCCACGAAUGGUAUAAUAUCACCAAAGCUGGCCGGCAAGAUCCGCUAUUUGGACUCAAGACCGGAUGAGCAGCUGCGCGGCAUCACCAUGGAGUCGUCCGCCAUAUCACUGUACUUUUCGAUAACACGGAGGUCCUCCCCGGAAGAGAAGCCAGAGCUGAAGGAGCACCUCAUAAACCUGAUAGACUCUCCCGGGCACAUAGACUUUAGCUACGAGGUGUCAACCGCAUCGCGGCUUUGCGAUGGUGCCGUUGUCCUCGUUGACGCCGUUGAAGGCGUGUGUAGUCAGACCGUCACUGUGCUCAGGCAGACGUGGAUCGAGAAACUGAAACCUCUACUUGUCAUUAACAAGAUGGACAGGCUAAUCACAGAGCUGAAGAUGAGCCCCGCUGACGCCUACACGCACCUGAGCAAGCUGUUAGAACAGGUCAACGCCGUCAUGGGCAGCUUUUAUCAAGGAGAGCGCAUGGAAGAAGAUCUUCGAUGGCGCGAGAAGAUGGAGGAGCGACUAAACGCAGCAGCCGCAGACAAGCCUCAGACCUCGUCUUCAGUAAUGGAGCACGCCGAGAGCAUCGACACGACUAGCACGCCUGCUGAGUACGAAGAGAAGGAUGAUGAGGAUAUAUACUUCGCCCCCGAGAAAAACAACGUCAUCUUCGGCAGUGCCAUCGAUGGCUGGGCUUUCACCGUCAAGCAGUUUGCCGGCCUCUAUGAAAGAAAACUCGGUAUAAAGCGCUCCGUUCUUGAAAAGGUAUUAUGGGGAGACUACUAUCUCGACCCCAAAACCAAACGCGUUCUUGGCUCCAAGCAUCUCAAAGGUCGUCACUUGAAACCCAUGUUCGUGCAGCUAGUCCUGGACAACAUAUGGGCGGUGUAUGAAGCUACCACCGGAGGUAACAAUGGGAAGGGAGAUCCCGCCAUGCUAGAAAAGAUUACCAAAUCUCUUUCCCUAACGAUACCUCCCCACAUCCUCCGCUCCCGCGAUCCCCGGGCACUGUUAACAACGCUCUUCGCGGCAUGGCUCCCGCUAUCAACAGCACUUCUCGUGUCUGUCAUCGAAUACCUUCCGUCUCCACCAAAGGCUCAAGCCCAGCGCAUGCCCGAACUCAUCGACAAUUCGCCUGGCGCCGAUGCCGUGUCACCAGAAAUAAGAGAAGCCAUAGUCGACUUCAAGACGGACAAGAGUGCCCCUGUAGUGGCAUACGUUAGCAAAAUGGUCGCUGUUCCCGAGAGCGAGCUACCGGAAAACAGGCGAAGGGGUGGUACUCUGAGCGCAGAAGAAGCCAGAGAGUUGGGCCGGAAGAAGCGUGCCGAAAUUGCGCGUCAACAGGCGAUCGCAAAUGGCGAAGAGGUUGGGGGACUUGCUGAUGCCCUUGGUUCUACUGGUAUAGAAGACACUGGGACGGCAGACGGGACCGAGGAGACAAAAGAAGAGGUCGAGCACCUCAUUGGUUUCGCACGGAUCUACUCUGGAACAUUGAGUGUCGGCGACGAGGUGUACGUUCUGGGUCCCAAAUUCACGCCUGCGAAUCCGAAUGCGUCGCCUGAACCACAAAAGGUGAAGGUCACUUCACUGUACCUUAUGAUGGGCCGAAGUCUUGAGCCUCUGACUACGGUUCCGGCUGGUGUGGUUUUCGGUAUCGGCGGACUAGCUGGCCAUGUGCUGAAGUCCGGCACACUAUGUUCGCAAUUGGCUGGUUCUAUCAACCUCGCAGGCAUAACAAUGGGCUCGCAACCCAUCGUGCGGGUCGCCCUGGAGCCAGAAAACCCUUCAGACCUGGACAAGAUGAUCAAGGGCCUGAAGUUACUGGUUGAAAGCGACCCUUGUGCUGAGUAUGAAGUCUUACAAAGCGGAGAGCAUGUUAUCCUUACAGCGGGUGAACUGCACCUCGAGAGGUGUCUAAAGGACCUUCGCGAACGGUUUGCCAAGUGCGAAAUACAAGCUGGCGAGCCAAUGGUACCCUAUCGGGAGUCCAUCGUGGCAGCCGCUGAGAUGAAUCCUCCAAAAGACCCCGCGCUGCCACGAGGUACAGUUGUUGGUAUCACGUCAAGCAAGCAGAUCUCGGUUCGACUGCGAGUACGUCCCUUGCCUUCUAGUGUUACCGAGUUCCUAGGAAAGAAUGCAGCAGCUAUCAAGCGGCUAUAUGCGGAGAGACGGGCGGAGGAAGAGAGGCAGCGCAGAGGCGCAGGAAGUUCAGUAGACGGCACUGUUGCCGAACAAGAUGGCAUGGAGGAGGCGCAACCUCUCGAGACGGGCCUUACUUUAACACUAGAGGAGUUUAAGCAACGACUUGGAGAAGCGUUCCAAGAAGCAAAGGGACAACGAGAAACAUGGGCAAAUGUUAUCGAUAGAAUAGCGGCCUUCGGUCCCAGGCGAACGGGGCCAAACAUCCUGGUGGACGCUACCAACGACGGAAUCUUCACAAAGGCACUGCGCGAAGUUCAAGCACCAUCCCAGGACGCUUCUACAACGCAUGCUACCGAGCAUGUCCUCACUGCCCAAAGCUUCACCGAUAAGAUCACCUAUGCCUUUCAGCUCGCGUGUGCCCAAGGACCUCUCUGCGCAGAACCAGUCCAAGGAAUCGCCGUCUUCGUCGAGGAGGUCACCCUCGCGCUUCCAUCGGAACAACAGACCACCGACCAGAGCGGCCGUCUCACCGGCGAAAUCAUCAAGACGGUCCGCGAUUCGAUCCGUCAAGGCUUCCUGGACUGGAGCCCGCGCCUCCUGCUCGCCAUGUACAACUGCGAAAUUCAAGCCUCGACGGACGUCCUCGGACGCGUAUAUGCCGUGCUGACCCGCCGUCGCGGUCAGAUCCUCAGCGAGACGCUGUCGUCGACGUCUUCUGCCAGCACAACCGGCAACCAGACGUUCACGAUCAACGCGCUGCUUCCCGUGGCCGAGUCCUUUGGCUUCUCCGACGAGAUUCGCAAGCGGAGUUCUGGCAGCGCGAGUCCGCAGCUCCGGUUCGCGGGAUUCCAGAUGCUGGAUGAGGAUCCGUUCUGGGUGCCGUUUACGGAGGAUGAGUUGGAGGAUCUGGGAGAGUUGGCCGACAGGGAGAAUGUGGCCAAGAGGUAUAUGGAUGGGGUGAGGAGGAGGAAAGGCUUGUUCGUUAAGGAGGUUUUGGUGAGGGAUGCGGAGAAGCAGAAGACGUUGAAGAGGUAGGGAGAGAGAUGGAUUCUAUCACGUGGGGUUACAUGUGUACAUGAGUGCAAAUGGUUUCCUUUGAUGUGCAACUGCGAAUACAUUGAAAGCGGUGGUAUUCCUACCAAAGAUAGCGACCGUCAUGCAUGGCUUUCAAGAUCAAAAUAUAUAUGCAAGUAACAGCUACAAGGUCUCCUUUUGAUGAUCAUCCAA